Molecule: messenger RNA, 2655 nt
Organism: Struthio camelus australis
Lineage: Eukaryota; Metazoa; Chordata; Aves; Struthioniformes; Struthionidae
Source: RefSeq, a predicted model, not a curated record
AUGUGGGGGCGGUUUCGACAACUGUUAGACGUCCCGGGGCCCCUCGGCACCCAGAGGGGUGCUGCGUGUGGUGAAACGCUUCCCGGGCGCGCUGAGGUGCUGGGGCUGUCGCACCGUAAUGCGGUGCCCGGCGGCGGCGGGCUGAGGGCAAGUUAUACCCUUUCUUUUGCCAACUCAGAUGCUUGUUUGGACCCUUCCUUGAGCAGAUUUAACUCUCAUGGCCAGCAGAGAAAAAAACCUUCCCUGGGUUACUUUUUUGCUGUUUCAGAUGGUGAACUCAAUGUUCUGGAUGACAUUUUGACUGAUGCUCCUGACCAAGAUGAUGAGUUAUAUAACCCUGAUAGUGAGCAAGAUAAAAGUGAGAAAAAGGGAUCAAAAAGAAAAAGUGACAGGAUGGAAAAUGCUGAAAGCAAAAGACAAAAACCUUCUGUGCAUUCUUCAAGGCAAAUGGUGCCAAAGCCACCUAGUUCAUCAGUUAGCAAUAACAAGAGAAUAGUGAGUACGAAAGGAAAGCCAGUAUCAGAAUACAAGAAUGAGGAAUAUCAGAGGCCUGAUAGAAACAAGCGUCCAGAUGGUGAUCGAAAGAUGCGCAUGUCAAGCAGUUCCAGGGAACCUUAUAAAGGACAACCAGAAAAAACUUGCAUGCGGAAGAGGGAUAUUGACAGAAGGGCAAAGUCUUCCACACCAGAUGGUUCAGAGAGAAUCAGGCAUGAUAUGGAUAGACGACCAAGCAGAUCCAGCCAUUCUUCCAAAGAAGAGGUGAAUUCUGAAGAGUAUUGCUCAGAUCAUGAGACUGGCAGUAGUGGCUCUUCUGAACAAGGCAAUACAGAGAACGAGGAGGAAGGAAUGGAGGAAGAGGAAGAUGAUGAAGGGGAGGAGGAUGAAGAUGUGGAAGAAGAUGGGGAGGAGGACGAAGAAGAGUAUGAACAGGAUGAGCGAGAUCAGAAGGAAGGAAAUGACUAUGACACGCGAAGUGAAGCCAGUGAUUCUGAUUCUGAAUCCGCAUCAUUCACAGAUGGGUCAGUCAGAUCUGGUUCCGGUUCGGAUGCAUCGGAUGAGAAAAAGAAGGAGAGGAAGAGAGCUAGAGGUAUCUCUCCAAUUGUUUUUGACAGAAGUGGAAGUUCUGCCUCAGAAUCCUAUGCAGGUUCAGAAAAGAAGCAUGAGAAAUUAUCAUCUUCCGUUCGUGCUGUCCAAAAAGACCAAACAAGUAAACUUAAAUACAUUCUCCAAGAUGCAAGGUUUUUCCUCAUCAAGAGUAAUAACCAUGAAAACGUGUCACUUGCUAAAGCUAAGGGAGUGUGGUCAACGCUUCCCGUGAAUGAAAAGAAGCUUAAUGCCGCAUUUAGAUCAGCGAGGAGCGUUAUUUUGAUAUUUUCUGUAAGAGAGAGUGGCAAAUUCCAAGGAUUUGCAAGGCUGUCUUCAGAGUCCCACCAUGGAGGAUCACCUAUACACUGGGUGCUGCCUGCAGGAAUGAAUGCAAAAAUGUUGGGAGGUGUCUUUAAAAUUGACUGGAUUUGCAGGCGUGAAUUGCCCUUCACUAAAUCUGCUCAUCUGACCAAUCCUUGGAAUGAACAUAAGCCAGUGAAGAUUGGACGCGAUGGACAGGAAAUUGAGCCGGAAUGUGGAACCCAGCUUUGUCUUCUGUUCCCCCCUGAUGAAAGUAUUGACUUGUAUCAAGUCAUUCAUAAAAUGAGGCACAAGAGAAGAAUGCAUUCACAGCCCCGAUCAAGAGGACGCCCAUCCCGUCGAGACCCCGUUCGGGACGUGGGAAGGCGUCGACCAGAGGAUUAUGAUAUUCAUAACAGCAGAAAGAAACCAAGGAUUGACUAUCCCCCUGAGUUUCACCAAAGACCAGGGUAUAUAAAGGAUCCCAGGUAUCCUGAAGUAGACAGACGAUUUUCAGGAGUUCGACGAGAUGUAUUUUUAAAUGGGUCCUACAAUGAUUACGUGAGGGAAUUCCACAACAUGGGACCACCACCACCAUGGCAAGGAAUGCCACCGUAUCCAGGUAUGGAGCAGCCACCACACCACCCUUACUAUCAGCACCAUGCACCUCCACCUCAAGCUCACCCUCCAUACUCAGGACAUCAUCCCGUACCACAUGAAGCAAGAUACAGAGAUAAACGAGUACAUGACUACGACAUGAGGGUAGACGAUUUUCUUCGCCGCACGCAAGCAGUUGUCAGUGGUCGGAGAAGCAGGCCUCGCGAGAGGGACCGAGAACGGGAGCGAGACCGUCCUAGAGAUAAUAGAAGAGACAGAGAACGUGACAGAGGCCGUGAUCGGGAAAGAGAGAGAGAGAGGAUUUGUGACCGGGACAGAGACAGAGGUGAAAGAGGUAGAUACCGAAGAUAAUCCAUCUGGAACCAGUGGUCACUUGAAACAAAAAAAGCUUGUAUUUUUUUGUGUGUUUACAAGUAGUACAUUUUAUUUUCAGCUGUCUCCUUAAAGUUCGUUGUGUAGAAGGAUUUAUAAUGACCCUCUUUAUUCCAAGCAUGCAGUGAACUACAAACUGGAAAAACUCAAAUCGGCCAAAAAUAGAAUACACAAAGCUGACACUCGAGUUGACGUUUUUAUUGGAGCAGAAUGGGAAACAAGUUAAGAAUGUAGAUAUUGAUUAAUUCUCAGUAAGUGUUCAUCUACUUAGUGACUUCA